AUGUUGAGGGUCACAGCGGGGAGUCGAUUGCUCGUCUGGCCACUCGCUAGGCGAAUGGCUAUAAAGAUGGCCCCGGUGCGACUACUCCAAAGAAUAUCUGAGACUCAGCCCUCCAAUGCAAAGGAUGAUGAUGACGCAGAACAGAAGUCCGUUCCAUGGUACUUACAAACGGAUAGGUCCACUUUGCUCAAUAGACCCAACAAGCUGAUCCAGCAGGGCAGCAGCAGUAUCGAGUACCCGAACCAAUCUCCAGCUUCGCUGAGGGUUAUAGGGAGUUAUCUGACCGAUGAGUUGGGGCUCACGGACGUGUUGAUAUUUGAUAUGUCCAGUGGGGAGAGCGAUGCUGAGCGCACAACGGCAAGUGCCAAGUUCUGCAAGUAUAUGGUCGUGUCUACGGCACUGUCGUUGAAACACUGCGCCAACAGCUUCGUCUCUUUGAACCAAAUGGCAAAGGCACAGUUCGGACACCCUCUCGAAGUGGAGGGCAGGUUGAACCCGAACGACUUGAAGAAACUGCAGAAGAGACUGAACAGGAGGAGCAAACUAUCGACAAAGAGCACCACUGGUCACGACAGGAAUUCAAAGGAGGCAUGGUACAUGAUCGACUGUAAAAUGGACGGGAUCAUCGUAAACAUACUUACGGGGGCAAGACGCCAAGAGCUGAAUUUAGAGGAACUAUACGCACCAGCAGAGGACAAACACAAGUAUACGAGAACAGAGGAUACGCAGAAUGAAUCCGGUGGUGGGGACGAAGAUCUUGCCGGUAACAGCAUUUUGACCGGGCUGAGACGGCUCGCCCAGCAACGGAGACAGUAUUCUACUACAAGUGCCAGUAAGGAAACUUUACGUGGAGAGUUUCAAAGUGCCUUGGAUAGACGCGAUUUUGAGGCCGCCCAUGCCCUCGUGGGUUUCUUGAACCAAUUGGAACCACCGUUGACUCAAUUGGUACAAAUUACGGACUUUUUGUCAAGAGCCGAUGCAUUCUCUGAGGUUGACGUGGAAGCGCUAAAAGGUCUCUUUGACAAAAUCUGGCCAUCGGUGAUAAUAGGGGAUGCGUCAAAGUACUGGUCUACCAGAUUCCAGUUCCUAAAGUAUUUGAAUACACUUCGCCCCAAAGAAUAUCAAAUAACAAGAUUUUACAAAGACUUCUUUCUCCUCCAAAAGGCAAGGGGCACUGCCCCACGAGGGGAGGACCUAGUUCAGAUGUUGAAGCAAGUUAUCACCAACAACAAUGCGAACCCGUCUACUCUCUCACAGGGGAAGCACACCGUCUUCAAAAUUGUGCAACUUUACGACAACGAAUCUAUCUUGCACGACAAUACAGUGAUAGAUUUACUCAUUGGGACGAUGACAAAUCCCACCAGAAAACAGAACACCGCUAGCCUGUUCGAAGUUGUCGAUUAUCUCUUAGAUAGCCAGCACGGUAUUUUACCACCCACCACAAUCACAGCCUUGCUCAAAGCGAUCGCGGCAACGAAACAAUGGGACAGACUCCUGAAAUUCUGGGAGUUUGAUUUGAAGGGUGUCUCCGUGGACAGCGACUACCGGCCAUGGCCUGAAUUUCUCCAGUUCAUCAUCGACUCGAACAACGGACAACUCUUGCAGAAAGUGGUCACCGAAGGGCACCUUCUGUGGCUGAAAAGAUACAACGUCCCCAUAACGAACACAAUUAGAGACCAAAUUGUCGCUAUAUUCACCCGUGUGGACCCAGAGGACAAGAACUUUGCCCAUUUGAAGAAAAGUCUCAUCGCACUUUAA
Messenger RNA from Huiozyma naganishii CBS 8797, 1758 nucleotides. RefSeq names its product Atp25p (gene ATP25). Lineage: Eukaryota; Fungi; Ascomycota; Saccharomycetes; Saccharomycetales; Saccharomycetaceae. The transcript has a single exon. Gene Ontology annotation, biological process: mitochondrial gene expression; mRNA stabilization; mitochondrial proton-transporting ATP synthase complex assembly. Bases 1 to 1758 code for a protein of 585 amino acids. The record is from RefSeq and is a predicted model, not a curated record. Gene Ontology annotation, cellular component: mitochondrion.